CGGAUUACAAGAUGGCGGCGUGUGGACGUUAGCUCGGAGGCCGUUCAGGAGUUGUUUUUACACUUUUACUCUUCGGCCGUUCGGUGUAAUCCAUUCACACCUCCGAUUGGAAUAUGCCCCCAAAGUAGCUGCCGAUACAUUUUAGAACUCGUCCCGGACGCGCAUGUUUUGUAACAUGCGGGAGAAAACAAAGUUAACAGGUCGAGGAAAACACUAGACGGUGAGAGCCUGUUAGCAGCCCGCUCGCCUGCUAGCUCCCACUCCGUUCACCAUGUCGGACACUCGGCGGCGGGUAAAAGUGUACACGCUGAAUGAGGACCGGCAGUGGGACGAUCGGGGUACCGGACACGUCUCGUCCACAUUUGUUGAACGGCUAAAGGGAAUCUCGUUACUAGUCCGGGCCGAGUCGGACGGAUCUUUAUUGCUGGAAUCGAAAAUAAGCGCAAAUACCGCAUAUCAGAAACAGCAGGACACGCUGAUUGUAUGGUCAGAGGCAGAUAACUAUGACCUUGCCCUCAGCUUCCAGGAAAAGGCGGGCUGUGAUGAGAUCUGGGAGAAGAUUUGUCAGGUUCAAGGAAAGGACCCUGCUCUGGACGUCACCCAGGACCCCAUCGAUGAGUCGGAAGAGGAGCGCUUCGAGGAGAUCCCAGAGACGAGCCACCUGGUCGAGCUCCCUCCUUGUGAACUAAGUCGACUGGAGGAAAUCGCAGACCUGGUCACAUCUGUCCUGUCGUCGCCCAUCCGGAGAGAAAAACUGGCCCUGGCUCUGAUGAGUGAGGGCUACAUCAAGAAACUACUGGGUCUGUUCAGAGUAUGCGAGGACCUGGACAACAGGGAAGGCCUCCAUCACCUCUAUGAGAUUGUCCGAGGAGUCUUGUUCCUUAAUAAAGCGGCCCUGUUCGAGGUCAUGUUCUCUGACGACUGUAUCAUGGAUGUGGUGGGCUGCCUCGAGUACGACCCGGCUCUCGUUCAGCCUAAACGACACAGAGAGUUUCUGACCAAGACUGCCAAGUUUAAGGAGGUGAUUCCCAUCACGGACUCUGAGCUGCGGCAGAAAAUCCAUCAGACGUACCGAGUUCAGUACAUCCAAGACAUCAUCCUGCCCACGCCAUCAGUCUUUGAAGAAAACUUUCUGUCCACACUCACCUCGUUCAUCUUUUUCAAUAAGGUGGAGAUUGUCAGUAUGUUACAGGAGGACGAGAAGUUCCUCACGGAGGUCUUUGCACAGCUCACAGACGACGCCACAGAGGACAGUAAAAGGAGAGAGCUCGUGAACUUUGUCAAAGAAUUCUGUGCUUUUUCACAAACGCUGCAGCCUCAAAACAGGGACGCUUUUUUCAAAACUCUGGCCAAUCUCGGGAUUUUACCAGCUCUGGAAAUAGUCAUGGGGAUGGAUGACUUGCAGGUGAGAGCUGCAGCGACCGACAUCUUCUCCUACCUGGUGGAAUUCAGCCCCUCCAUGGUCAGGGAGUUUGUCAUGCAGGAGCCACAGCAGACGGACGACGAUGUUUUGCUGAUAAAUGUGGUGAUAAAGCAGAUGAUCUGUGACUCCGACCCGGAGUUGGGAGGAGCCGUCCAGCUGAUGGGUCUUCUCAGGACACUCAUCGACCCUGAGAACAUGCUGGCUUCCUCCAACAAAACAGAGAAAACUGAGUUUCUGAGUUUCUUCUACAAGUAUUGCAUGCACGUCCUGACUGCUCCUCUGCUGGCCAACACUGCACACGACAAGAGCUCAAAAGGUACGCUGGACAAGUUCAACCGCAGCAUUUCAGCCUGUGUGGCGACAGAAGCUUCACUGUUCAAUUUUUCUUUUUUCUUUUUUUUUUUUUUUAAUUCAGAACUGCAGGAGGGUUCUACCAAGAUCAACCCAGUCUGUCCAGAUAACUUCCAGACAGCUCAGCUGCUGGCUCUGAUCCUGGAGCUCCUGACCUUCUGUGUGGAGCAUCACACAUAUCACAUCAAGACCUACAUCAUGAACAAGGACCUGCUCAGGAGAGUGCUGGUGCUCAUGAACUCCAAGCACACCUUUCUUGCUCUUUGCGCCCUGCGCUUCAUGCGCAGAAUCAUCGGUCUGAAAGAUGAAUAUUACAACCGCUACAUCAUCAAAGGGAACCUGUUUGAGCCCGUCAUUAAUGCCCUGCUGGACAACGGCACCCGAUACAACCUCCUCAACUCAGCCAUCAUCGAGCUCUUUGAGUUCAUUAAAGUGGAGGACAUCAAAUCUCUCAUAGCUCACAUUGUGGACAACUUCUACAAAGCUCUGGAAUCGAUCGAGUACGUCCAGACGUUCAAGGGUCUGAAGGGGCGGUACGAGCAGGAGAAGGACCGGCAGAGUCAGAGACUCAACAGGUAUCGCAGAGACGCGCGGUCGUUGGACGAAGACGAAGAGUUGUGGUUCAACGACGACGAUGAUGACGACGACGGCGAGGCGGUGGAGAAGAGGAUGGAGGACGAUUUUCCCGACAGCUACGGCAAGUACAUGGAAGCCAAAAAAGGAGCCGCCAACGGAGCAAACGGUGCCAACAACAACGGGAAAGCUGCUGCGAUCCCCCCCGCCUCUCCCGCCGUCACUCCAAACAACAGCUCGGCUUCCUCCGUCAAAACGGUCGCGCUGCCUGCCACACCCGUCGUCAAGACUGCCCUCGUGGGUUUGGUGGACUACCCCGACGACGAGGACGAAGAGGAGGAGGACGAAGAGGAGGAGCAGUCUCCCAGGAAGCGACCUCGCCUGAGCUCUUAAGCAAUGGGGUGUUCCUCUGUUCGGCCGUGGACGGACGGACCGCGAGUCGCUCCAUCCACCCUCUCCUCUGGUCGUCUCUCUGGUCCUUGGCCUGCCGGCGCCGCCCGUCAGUCUCACGGAGGAGACGAGACAAGAUGAGCUCCCACCUCACUGCGCCUCUCCUGAUCUCUUUCCUCCUCUCCUUUGAAGGAGAGCGAGACUCUCUCUUUCUGGAAAGAUAAAUCCAUCUCCUCUUGUCUUUCGAUCUCACCUCUUUGUUUCCUCUCUGAAGAUAACCUCCUCCGUCGUCACUUUCUCCUCCUCAUUCUCCUCCUUCUCCAUCCUCGAGAGGCGGUGGAGGAAGCCACAGUGCCGGGGCAGCUCCACCUCUUUGAUUUAUUUGCUGUCGCAGCAGUAGCGAGGAAGCUGUUCUCACCGGUCCCCAUCUGAACUCUGACCUUCUUCUCCAAGAGCUCCGGAGGACGUCCGAACACAACCAGCCAGUGUACAGACUGUUCAGCGGGCCAGUCAGGCUAGCAGGACUAGCCGUCAGUUUCUAGAAAGCUUGACUGGCUGAAGUCGCGCGCACGCCGGCCUGCCACAGCACGACCUGCUGGACCGAAGGAUCUUUAAAAAAAAAACAAAACAAAAAAACAAAAUGAAAUGUUGAGAUGAGACGGAGAGAACGAUGCUUCGAUCCACAGGAGCGGGACUCAAACCUUCAAAAGCCAUGGCGUCAGUUCAGUCAAGGCACACACACAAACCACGCUGUCUCACACACAGGACUGUGUUAGCCAGGAGUCCUGCGUUUCAUGAAUUUGUUAAAAAAAACAAAAAAAAACAAAGUACUGUACAGAUGUUUGUUUUUCUUUUCAAUCAUUUGCCCUGAUAUGAUUUUUUUUUAAGUGGAGAGAGAUACCAACCUGCCUGUGUAGUUUUUCUUUUUUUUUGUUGUUGCACAAAAAGGUGGGGUCACUGUUCACCCUUUCAGUCCAAUUUCAUUGAUUUCUGUGUAAAAAAAAAAAAUGCAGAAAAGUCACAAAAUGCUGGUUUUAAGAAAAAAAAAUAACAUUAAAACUGUUGUAAUGUUAUUUUUGGCACCAAAAU
Molecule: messenger RNA, 3826 nt
Organism: Salarias fasciatus (jewelled blenny)
Lineage: Eukaryota; Metazoa; Chordata; Actinopteri; Blenniiformes; Blenniidae
Gene: ppp4r3b
Product: protein phosphatase 4, regulatory subunit 3B
Exons: 15
Coding region: 272-2740 (822 amino acids)
Biological process (GO): protein dephosphorylation; DNA damage response
Cellular component (GO): protein phosphatase 4 complex; nucleoplasm
Molecular function (GO): protein phosphatase activator activity
Source: RefSeq, a predicted model, not a curated record